Messenger RNA from Neofelis nebulosa (Clouded leopard), 8615 nucleotides. It is a transcript of the gene C2CD3, whose product is annotated as C2 domain containing 3 centriole elongation regulator. The record is from RefSeq and is a predicted model, not a curated record. Gene Ontology annotation, cellular component: centriolar satellite; centriole. The transcript is spliced from 31 exons. Lineage: Eukaryota; Metazoa; Chordata; Mammalia; Carnivora; Felidae. Gene Ontology annotation, biological process: centriole elongation; cilium assembly. Bases 98 to 6010 code for a protein of 1970 amino acids.
GCUGGGUAACGGAGUCUACGGAUCUCUCAGACCAACAGAGAACUCAUCGACCCUCGCCGGAAAGACAAGCGCUCCUAAAGGCAAUGCAUCCUGGGCAAUGAAGUCCUCAAAGGGCAGAUCCCUUUGCGCUUGCGCAGCUGAAGGCGACAGCUGUCAACCUCGUAGAGGUUUGAGUGACAUUUCUCCAUCUACAAGCCUUCCACCUCUGGUUGAAGGCCAGCUACGCUGCUUUCUGAGACUUACUGUUAAUAAAGUCAUAUGGAAGAUUGCAAAGCCUCCCACUUGUGUACUUGUCCGAGUGAGAUGGUGGGGAGAAACAUCAGAUGGAACCCUUUUUUGUCCCAGGGACGCAUUGCAGACUGAACCAAAAGCUGUCAGAACAACUACACGUUAUGCUGUUCGCUGUGGUCCAAAGCAGUUUACCUCUUAUCUAACUGAUAUGGCUGUGCUGGUGCUGGAAGUAAUCACCAAGCUUGAUCAUCUUCCAAUUGGUAGAGUUCAGAUCAGUGGACUAGCUCAGCUUUCUCCAACCCAUCACAUCAAUGGAUUUUUUACCAUUGUUUCACCAACAUCUAAGAAACUUGGAGAACUCCAGGUCUCACUUGCUCUGGAGCCUCUGUCAGAAACUUAUGACAGCUACAAUCCUCUUCCUACCACUGACGUGACAGAAAAUGUGGUUUUAUCUGAGCAGGAAUUCAGAGAAUAUACUGAACCCAACAAUACUCAGUUUCUGGUUCCACCAAGGCCUCGUAGGAUACCUACCACCAAAAUGGACGGAAAAGAGUUAACAGCUAACAGUAGUAGAUCAACCACUCCGAGGGGAAAGGACCACUUGUACUUUGCAGAGAACUCUGAUACCAUAAAGGAUUCUUCCUUUGGACUACAACACCAUCUUAAUUCAGGACAGAGUUUAGAGUGUAUGACUCUGAAAGGCAGAGCCCCACGGAAGCAGAUGUCCCUUCUUAACAGUUCUGAAUUCCAGCCUCAAAUUACGACAGUGGCCAAGAGUCACAGUGACUCAUGCAUUGUUUCUUCAAACAACCCCCCUACCAAGGACCUUCUUUCAGCUCUGUUAGAACAAGGCAAUAAACUGCGUAAUGCCAUGGUGAUUUCUGCAAUGAAAUCGAGCCCAGAUACUAGCAUGCUGUUGGAUGAAGUUCAUCCUCCCAUGAAGGAAGAUUUCCUCAGAGCCUCAACACACCACUCAGAAAGUACUUUUCCAUACCGUAGAAUCAAAGCCUUGUCUAAGAACCAAUUUAAAGACCACAUAGAAGAUCACCUCCUCCCUCCAACUAAGAAUACAUUUUGGAAACAUGACACAAAAGCUGACACCAGAGCCAUACAGCUGCUCUUGGGCAGUGCUGAAUUAUCCCAAGGUCAUUACUGGAAUGGGCUAGGCUCUCCUCCAGAUUCCCCAUCUCCUGGGAGUGAUGUGUAUUGUAGCAGUGAGCUGAAUGACCCUCAGUAUGACCAGAGUCUCUUGGAGAGCUUAUUUUACACGGCACCUAAAUCGGAUACCAGCAUCAGUGAUUCCUUCAGUGAAGACGAUAUUGUCUCCUCUAAAAAAAUGAACCAGUCAGAAGCUCUUGCCAUAUCUCCCAAGGUUCUGGAGUCAAAUGAUAAGUUGAAAAAGAGGGCAGCGGGGAAGAAAAAUAGAAAUUUGGUUGAACAACAGAUAUCAGAAACUCCAGAAGAUGCCCGAGUGAUGACACUAAGUGUGGAUAGACUGGCCCUUUUGGGUAGAACACAUUCCGUCAGAAUUAUCAUCGAAACAAUGAGGGUCCCUCCAGAUAGUCCUCAGAUGACCUCUGGCAAAAAAAGCUUUUCUGGGAGACCACCUAACGUGACAGCAACAACAAAGCGCACCUUCUUUGUGGAAUAUCACUUUCCUGUGGGCUUUUCUAAAGGCGGAUUGGGAAAAACAGCUUUGAUCACUGAGGUCGUUCGACUUGCCUCCAGUAAAAUUACAGAUGGAAUGGUGAAAUUCCAGCAGCGAUCUGUGUUUCCAGUACAGUUUGGUGGCCCAAUGAUAGAACACUGGUGGAAUUCCAACCUCACUUUCCAAAUUUACACAAAGAAAACCCCACAGAAAAAGCCAGAAGCCAUCGGAUCUGCAUCAAUGCCUUUACGAAGUGUCAUUCAGUCUGAGUUGCUUUCUUUCAGUAACCAGCUUCCAGUGCGACAGGAAAAUGGUCAGACUCCACUUGGCCCCCUUAAGGUAACUGUGGAGCUUGUUGUACAUAACAAGGAUUUCACUUGUGUGAAUACUAAAUUACGUAACAGCACCCAACAUGGCCCACUUUGUACUCUUACAAGUCCAGAUCAGACAUUAUCAGAACCUGAUCAACAUGUUACCUGUACUAAAAAUCCAGAGAACCUAAAUCAAAUUCACGAAGAAGUUGCAAAGAAAGUACAGAAUUUGAUACUCUCCAACCCAAAGUCACCAAGCCCUGUUGUGCCAAAUCCUUCAACCUUCAUGGCUGUGCCAGCCUCUCACAAUUUAGCAAAUCAGACAGAUGGGUCAACAAAAGAGAGUGCUUUGCUGUUGCAUGUGCUGUUGAUGGUGGCCGAUGGGAAAGAUUUCAUUACUGGAGAAUCUGACAAACCUCCGCCAUGCAAUGUUUAUUUAAAUUGCAAACUUUUCAGCACAGAGGAAGUCACCAGAUCUAUCAUCGCAUGGGGCACAACACAACCAGUCUUCAACUUUUCUCAGGUGAUUCCUGUCUCUCUGUCUUCCAAAUACCUGGAAAGGCUGAAGAACAAUGUGAUGGUAAUUGAAACUUGGAACAAGGUGCAGAGCCCAGGACAGGACAAGUUGCUCGGGCUGGUGAAACUCCCCCUCCAUCAGUUUUACGUGUCAUUCAAAGAUCCCAAAAUUUCUCGCCUGCUGCUUGAUGCUCAGUACCCAGUUGUUGCUGUUGACAGCUACAUGCCUGUGAUUGAUGUGUUCUCAGGCCACCAAAAUGGGAGUCUUCGCGUCUUUUUAGCCAUGGGUUCUUCAGAUCAGAUAAUGGCACUACAAAGAUUAAAGAAUGAAGGAACACUUCCACCCUUCAGCCCUAGGCCAGCCCAUUUUCUGGACCAGCCGUCUAUAGCAUCUGUUACUAUGGCAGAGGACCAAAGAAAUGGAUUGAUGGAGCAUCACUUUGAGCUCCACGUAGAGAGCGUUAAAGGGCUAGCCCCUCUUCAGGCAACAGUCUGGGGAGAAGCAGAUUGUUAUGUCCAGUACUACUUUCCAGUUCAAGACUCUCAAUCCAGUGUGCUAAAAGGACCUGAGUUCCUUGAAAAUGGAAUCUCUUUGAAGCCUUUCAGAUCUGCAACCACACUCUGUGUUCCAGAUCCCAUCUUUAAUAGUGAGCACCAUCACUCUCUCCUGUUGCCAGCUGAAGUUCCAGUGCAAAGGCUUCUACUGAGUGUCUUCUCUGCACAGGGGCCCAUGCCUGGAGGUGGAGUCCAGUUUGAAAUCUGGUGCAGAUACUAUUAUCCUAACGUGAGAGACCAGAUGGUUGCCAGAGGAACCUUGCCAUUAUCGAGGAUCUGUGCCAUGGUAACCAUGCAGCACCAUGAGGAUGUGGGAAUACAGACCUUUAAUCUCCCUUUAACUCCCAGGCUUGAGAACAGGAAGGAACUGAGGAACCAGUCAUCAGGUUUACUGGAUGUGGGCCUAAAAUACAGGCGUACUCCAAGAACAGCAGAGGGAGUUCUUGCUGCCCGAGCUGUCUCUAUUUCAGUUGAGAUAAUCAGAGCCUGUGGUCUGCAAGCAGCAGCCAAGGCUUUGGCUGAGUUGGAACCCGCUCUACAGUUCAGUGCCACAGUUGGGGUCAAUGCCUUUGUCACCACUCAUCUCUCCUUCCUGCCCAAGGGAGAACAGCGCCGAACCCGCCCUGUAGCUUGUUCCUUCUGCCCUGAGUUCUCCCAUCAUGUUGAAUUUUCAUGUAAUUUGGUGACUCAGCACUGUAGUGGAGAGGCCUGUUUCCUGGCAGAGCUGUUGGAGUUUGCAGAGGUCACCUUUGCUAUUUAUCAUGAAGAUACCAAGUCAGCCACUGAUAUAACCAGUAUUCAGUCAAUCAGAGAUUAUCUGCUUGGAAUAGUAAAGGUUCCUACAAAAGAGCUGCUGGUCAAAAGAUCUGGGAUCACAGGAUGGUAUCCUAUCAUUUUACCAGAAGAUGGGGCCCUGCCUCACUGUUUGGAGCUCAUGCAGAAGAUUGUGGGUGGCCUAGAACUUUCAGUUUCCUUCACACAUCCUGGAGAUAGAGAGCGGGUGUUGGAAGCUGCUGAGCUAUUGGGCUGGAGCUUUGAGAAUAACCUGAAGAAUCUUGUCACGAUGGAUGAAGAGGAGCCAGCCACUGUCACCAUAUCCACCCCAAGGCUCUGGCUGCCCAUCCAUUGUGUGCUUCUUGCCGGCCAAAAGCACAUUCAUAAGAACAUACACUGCUACCUCCGCUACAAAUUUUACGAUCAUGAAGCCUUCUGGACCCCUCUCAAGAAGCCUAAAGAAUCUACAAACAAAAAGCAGGUCAUGGUUACUUUCAAGGCAUCCAAAAGAGCAGAAGUCAAUAGGGGCCCGUCACUGCUUUGGUAUUUCAGGGAAGAGAGGUUAGAGGUCCAAGUGUGGCGGGCUUAUGGCAAUGACAGUGUGGAGAGGCCCCACCAGACAGACAGUUGGAUUGGCUCAGCCUAUGUGGACCUGGUCAGACUUGGGGAGAGGUCAGCAAGGACAUUAACUGUCAGUGGUGUGUAUCCUCUGUUUGGGCGAAAUGCUUCCAACCUCUCAGGAGCUGCCUUGCGAGUUCACGUGGUUCUUUCCUCUCCUUCCCCACACCCUGGGCCUGCUCAUGAACUGGAUUCUGUGGACUGCAGCAGCCACAGUGAGUCUGAGCAGUUCCCCAGAAGGCAUGAUGAGAUCCAGCGCUCUCCAUCACCUGGCCACCAGAAGUCUCCUGCCUCCACCCAGGUCCCCUGCAACACCACCACAGGGGAAGUCUGCCCAGCCCAGGAGGGCCCAGAUGAGUUGGAUGGAACUUUUGCAGUUAGUAUCCUGGUAGAAAGAGCGAUGCAUUUGAGCUUAAAAGGGAUCCCCUUGACAGAGCGGAAAGUAUUGAUACCCAGUUGCUGUGUAUCCUUUGCAACAGCUGAUGUGCCAUCUCCUGUCUUCACCCACGUGGUUGAAAACACAGAUUCCCCCAUCUGGAAUUUUCAACAGCAGUCAAGGCUAUCAAAAGAGUUUCUUUUGGACCCACAACAAACUCUGGUCUUCAAAGUUUGGCAUAAAGGAGAUGAGGAGAGGGUGAUUGGCUUUGCCUCAGUGGACCUCUCCCCGCUUCUUUCUGGCUUCCAGUUUGUCUGUGGCUGGUACAACAUCACAGACUUCAGUGGAGAGUGCCAGGGGCAGAUAAAAGUUGCUGUCUCCCCUCUGGAAAGUUUAAUGCACUUCAAAGAAGAAAGACAAUCAAGGCGUGGGAUGGAGACCCCAGGGUCACGGAUCCCAAUACACAGCCCCUUUUCCUUCCCUGCUUCUGGUAUGUAUGCUGCAUUCCCUGGCUGUGUUGCAAGAUGGACCCCAGAACAACCUGCUCACACCUCAUCAAGGGGACUUGAUUUCUCUUCUCCUACGAGAAGCAGUACUGCAAGAAGUCAGGCAUCACGCCAUGAAGAGCAUGUACAGAACAUCCGCCGAUUUCAUGAAUCCCUGCAGCAGGGAGAGGCAGUUUUGCCACAUGAUGACAAACUGACCACAUUGCCUUUGUCCUCCUCCCACACUUCCAUUCUGACUUCUCUCAGGAGGAAUCUGAGUGAGCUAGAUCAGAUCCAACGGUACUUCAGUCAGAAGCUCACCAAGCCUUUACUUCCCCUCAGUCCUCAGCCUCCUGCCGUCAUGCAGUCCCAGGAGACUCAUAGGGACCAUCUUGGGCCCGGAGCUAGCAGCCUAGACCCUGACAGCCAGUGCCUUCUGGAGAAAUCCAAUAACCUGGUGUCGCAAGUCAGCUCCUUAAUCACAGGAGAGAUUUAAAAGCAUGGCACAGGAAAUUGUGAAGUGGAAAGCACAUUGGACUGAGAGGCCGGAGACCCAGGUCAGGUUCUUGUUAGGUUUUUGCCCAGACUUACGAUUUGACUCAGCAUACCUUUUCCCUUCUUGAGGAUUCCCUAGCCAAAACAAGAUGAGAGUGGAUUAGGUGAGCUCUUUAGUAGCAGUUCUUGAACUUGUGCCACUCUACUUUCAGGAAAAAAUCAACUAUAGACAUAUUUAAAAUUCUAAUUCUCAGAGGCCAGAAGCCUGCAUUUUUAGCAGGUACCUCAGAUGAUUCUAGAUAUUGGUGGUCCAUAGUCAACCCUUUGAAACACCCCUUAAAGCGGUGGUCCUCACUCUGGCUGCAUAUUAGAAUUCUUGAGGGAGCUUUUCAAGAUCCAGAUGCCCAGGCUGCAUCAUAGGUCAGUUACAACAGGAUCUUUGAGGGUGCAGACCCAGGCAUCAGUGUUUUUCAUAACUGCCCAGGUAAUUCUACUGUGCAGCCCAGACAGAGACUACUAUAGAAUAAGUAUUUCUCAAAGGUGCCUAAGCAUAAGAAUCACCUGGGGUACUUAUUCUGAAAUACAAAUUCCUGGGUCUUCUUCCAUUCUAUUGAAUUAGAAUGCUGGGUUAAGGCCUGGGAACUUAUAUAUCAGGCACAGUUUGGGGAAUUGUGAGAAAUCAGUUAGAUCAGUACCUUUAGCCAUCAUUUGGUGUCAUUUUUGCCAAAGUAAAAUAUGUAUAUUGUACACCGGGAUGAAUAAGUUUAAUUUUCUCUGUUUAAAGUGGAAAGAAGCCAUUCAUGACUGAUAGGAAGUACAAACCUUCUUCCUACCCUCUUUCCCAGAUAGCUAACCUGUCAGUAGCCAGGGUUUCCAAAGUACAUGCUAUAUUUGGCUUCCAUUUGCUUGGAAAUAUUCAGUCAUCUAUUUAUUGAGCACAAACACUGCCAGGUACCACUAUGUUACUGGUUCAGGAAGAUGGACAUGACGAGCAUUAUCUUUGCUUUCAUCAAGUGUACGUUCUAUAGUCAACUGAAGAAACUGUCCCCCAGAAAGAAAGGAUAAGAGCAGAAUGGAGGCUUGUUUGGGGUAGAGGUGAGAGCAUAUAGAGAACCCCUUUAAAUGGGUAUAUUAAAAGAGGAGAGAGAAGAGAAAUGAGGAUUGAAGCUAGAGGACCUUGAAGCCAAGUUUGGGAGUUUAAUCUUUAUCCUGGAAGAAAAUGGGGAGUUCUAAGCAAGGUGAUGACAGAAUGAGAACUGACUUUUGUAAGGAGAGGAUGAAUUUUGAAAGGGAGAGAGGACUAGAUCGAAGAAAACAAUUUAAAAAAAAUUUUUUUAUGUUUUUUAAAAUUUAUUUGUGAGAGAGAGAGACAGAGCAUGAGUGGGGGAGGGGCAGAGAGAGAGGGGGAGACACAGAAUCCAAAGCAGGCUUCAGGCUCUGAGCUGUCAGCACAGAGCCCAAUGCAGGGCUUGAACUUGUGAACUGCAAGAUCAUGUCCUGAGCCAAAAUCGGACGCUCAACUGACUCAGCCAACCCAGGCACCCCUCGAAGAAAACAAUUUAAAAAAAUUAACUUCCCCAGCCUCCAUCGUGUCUUAGUACACUUUGGAAGAAGUCAUUACACAAGUAGGUACCAGUGAAUCUUGAGGGUGAGUUACUGAUGUGGAGGAGGGGGUCUCAUUUAUGCCACAUCUGUGUGCCAGGUCCUUUGCUGGACUCUAAAAAUGCAACAUGAAUCAGGUAUGUGGUCUCUGCCUUUAAGAAGCUCACAAUCUGAUGGGGAAAAUAUACACAAUAGCAUCUUAAAUGCUUCCUUAUAGAACAAAGCUGUAUAGCCAUCCCAUCCAGCUGGUGCACCUAGGAAGGCUUCCCAGAGGAGAUGCAGUAGAGCAGGGCCUUGAAGGAUGGACUGUUAUGUAAAAAGCAGAAAGACACCUCCAAGACAGAAAGGAUAGUUCAGGCCAAGGGAUCAGGAUUGACUAACCUCCCUGGUUCCUGUUCCUGUUUGCAGGUAGAGAUGUUCCAUUUUCAUACAUCUACUCACUCCCUUACAACAUGAAAAUUGAUAAUGUAUUAAAUUUAGCCAGCACCUCCUAUAGGCUGAGCACUCCCAUCAGGUGCCAUGAGGGAGAUGUGACCCCACACCCCGAGAGUCAAAUCUGCCUCCCAAUUCCUAACAUUCUCUUCUUAAAUAAUAAUGUAAACAAACCAUUUAGUAGUUCUAUUUAUUAACUUAUUCCCUCCCAUUUAAUCACAAAAACAAUUUGAAAUGACUGGUAGUUUCCACUUGUUGUUUAUAUAUGUGCCACAAAGUGUGUGCUCAUUUAUCUGAUGUAUUCUUUACUAUAACCCUGUGCAAAGGAUGGUAUUAAUAACAUUUUAAAGAUAAACAGGUUGAGAGAGAAUGGUUUGCUCAUGACCACAAUAAGUGACAGUAGAGAUUUGAACCCAAGACUGACUAGCUCCAGAAACCUCUGCUCUUUCCAUAAUGCCAUCCUCCCUCCAUUUGCUCUGUAAUAAACCUCCCCUACUUUACCAAUUGGGUGAUAGAUUAAUUGCUUUUAUUUUCCAAGUAAAAUAUAUAGUUUUAAUAACUGUCAUCAAAUA